Priapulus caudatus is the source of this 4172-nucleotide messenger RNA. RefSeq names its product heterogeneous nuclear ribonucleoprotein U-like protein 1. The record is from RefSeq and is a predicted model, not a curated record. The transcript is spliced from 19 exons. Bases 156 to 3020 code for a protein of 954 amino acids. Lineage: Eukaryota; Metazoa; Priapulida; Priapulimorpha; Priapulimorphida; Priapulidae. Gene Ontology annotation, molecular function: protein binding.
CAGUGGCCAUUACGUGUACGCCGACAUUUUGUAUAUUCAAUUUUCAUGCGUUUUAGUUUUACUUGAGAAUUAUAUAAGCGAUUCCUUAUUGCAUUUAAUAUUUGCAGCUAUUCUGGAGUACGCAUCGUGUUCAGUACACUUUAUAGAUUGCAAUCAUGAGUGACUUGCAACCUAAGAAAAUGAAAGUGGCUGAGUUGAGGGUUGAGUUGCAGUCGCGUGGUUUAGACACGAAAGGAACAAAGGCUGUUUUAGUAAAAAGAUUGGAGAAAUUCCUUGGUUCUUCUGCAGCUGCCAUGGCUGAGCAAGCUGACAGUUCAAUGAAUGAGUCUGGUGGCGAUGAUAUUGAUACAUCACAGGAGCUUGACGCUACACAGGAAGAAUCCUUUGUCAAUGUUUCGGCAUCGGAAGCAGAACCAGAAAAAGAAGUAGCGGACGAAGCCCCACCUAAAGGCGAGCCCGAGCCUGAGCCUGAGGCCGAGGCUCCACCCUCGGUGGUAGAGCCAGAAGCUCCCCUGGAGGUCGAGAAGGAGAUUGAGAAAGCUGAGCCCCUUGCUGCUGUAGAAAAAGAACCAGAACAGGAGGAGCCUGUGGAAGCCGAGGUGCAGGAAGAUGUGGCGGAUAAAAAAGAGGAACAGAGCGAAGUGGGGCAAAAAGAAGAACACCAACAGGAGGAGGUUGUGAAGAAGGAGGAGCAUGAGGCGGCACAAGAGGAGGUCGUAAAGCCGGGGCCAGUUGUUGAGGAGAAGGUGGAGAGUAUGGAGACAGAGGUUCAAGCUGAAAAGGAUACAGAAGAGGCACCAGCAGAAGUAGAAGAAGCAAAGGAGGAGGAAGAGUUUGUUGUGAAGGAGGAAAUAGGCGAGACAGGUGAUGAGAAUAUGGAGGCUGACCAAAAUGGGGAUGAAGUCACUUCACGUGGAUGGUUUACAGAGAAGGAUGUCGACGAAAAUCGCGUCAAUGAGCAUCAACAUGGAGAGAAACGCAAGCGGUCUCAUAGUCCGAGAGACCACCAGAAAGAGAAGGACCAUUACCAAGGCAAGACCGAAGAGAGUACCCCCGUGAAAGAGGAACCAGAAGAGGAAAUCGACCCAAACCUCGUUGUGCUUGACAAGUACAAUUCGGAUUUGAACCUAAAGAUAAACAAAGGCCGGUAUACUGCAGAAACACUUACCCUAGGAGGCUUUGGGCUCAUGUGGGGUGGAGCUAGAGGCACCUUUGGUGUGAGAAAAGGCAUGGUGGCAUUUGAAGUGAAGAUUACAGAGCAUCUGAAGGUAACUUUUGCUGAGGAGGAACAAGAUCCACAUGUUACUCGCAUUGGCUGGUCUUCGGAUGCGGCGUCAAUGCAGCUCGGUGAGGAAGCUUUCUCGUAUGGCUAUGGCGGAACUGGAAAAGCAUCUGUUGACUGCAAGUUCAAAGAUUAUGGACAAAGAUUUGAGGCUGGAGAUGUGAUUACAACAUGUGUGAACUUUGACGUCUCACCGAUAAGCAUCUCCUAUGCUAAAAAUGGGGAAGAUCUUGGUGAAGCAUUUACGAUUGAGCCAGCAGAGUUAGGCGAUCAUGCUCUUUUCCCGCACAUCCUGUGUAAGAACUCUGCUGUCGAUGUCAACUUUGGGCAAAAGGAGGAGCCAUUCUUCCCAUUACCAGAGGGAUUCAAGUUCAUCCAGGAUAUUCCUUUGGAGGAUAGAGUGAGAGCCACAGCUGGCCCUGAAAAUAAAUCGGACUGCACCUUUUUAAUGAUGUGCGGCUUGCCUGGAUCUGGGAAAUCUUACUGGGUAGAGCAGUACUUGAAAGAGCAGAAGGAGACAAAGUGGACAGUGCUUGGCACUAACACCAUCAUCGAUAAAAUGAGGGUUAAUGGUCUGCCGAGGAAACGCAACUACCAUGGUCGCUGGGAGGCUCUCAUUGAUGCAUCUACCAAGUGUUUGAACAAGCUCCUUGAGCUUGCACAGAGAGAGCGACGCAACUACAUUCUGGAUCAGACCAAUGUUUACGCAUCAGCCCAGCGGAGAAAAAUGCGACCAUUUGAAGGGUUCAAGCGGAAAGCUAUUGUCAUUGUUCCUGACGACGAGGAGUUUAAGAGACGUAUCAUAAAGAGGACAAAGGACGAGGGCAAGGAAGUACCCGAUUCAGCGGUGCUUGAGAUGAAAGCAAACUUCACACUGCCGGAGACGGGCGGGUUUUUCGACGAGAUAGAGUUCACAGAACUGGAAAAGGACGAGGUAGUGAAGCUGGUAAACAAGUACCGUGACGAAGGCAAGGCGGCCCUUCCUCCCGACCAUAAACGUGGAAGGUUCUCUGAUAGAGACCGAGGCUUCUCCGGUAAUCGUGAUACGCGUGGAGGUUUCCGUGGCAGGGACGACUUCAGAGGUCGCGGUGGAAUGAGAGGAGGAUCCGGCAUGUUCCGCGGUGGGCGAGGAGGAUUCAACGACCGCGGCAAUGAAUACAGGGGAAGCCCUCGCGGAGGUGGGGGGUUCCGGGGAGGUUUCCGUGGCAGCAGUCGUGGAAGCUCCGACACGCGCCGAGACCGACCAGUAUCCAACUGGAAGAGUGAUUCAAGCUCGUCAUACGGUAGUCGUGGCAACAACAGCAGAGAUAGUUACCAAUCCCCAUACUCGUCUAGAGGGUGGCAAGCAAAACAGCCGUCACAACAGUCCGGUCAGUCAAGCUGGGGAAGUGGAUAUGGUCAGGGUUCAUACGGCCAUCAAGGAUAUGGUCAGAGCUAUGGCAGCCAGGGCUAUGGCCAGAGUCAAGGAUAUGGGAGCUAUGGAUCACAGCCGAGCUAUGGUAGUGGGCACGGGUCUGGCUACGGGCAGCAGAGCCACCAAGCAUCCUCCUACACCACUCCCAGCAGUUACAGUUCAGGCGACUACUCACAGCAGUGGCAGCAGUACUAUGCACAACAGAAUUCCAGCCAGCAGUACCCGCAGCAGCAACCGCAGCAGCAGUCGUACUCUGGCUACUAUGGCUCUGGUAGUGGUUCUGGUAGCAGUAGUGGCUACGGCGGAUACAGUAGCUAUAAGUAGGCUUUAAUUAUCAGCUAUUGUAUUCAGUGGAAUUUUAGCAUUCUGUAGAUGAUGUGUGGAACUAGAGGUGUAACAUAGGAUGAGAGAGUGGAGUGUGGGUGUGUUUGUGACAUUACGAUGUUCAUUUUGACUGGUUGCUUUAACGUUGAUUCACUAAGAUAUAGAUAUUCCCAACUUCAAUAUGUCAUUAUUACAUGUAAUAUGUCAAACGUCUUGCGAAAUGGUAUAACAUGAUGUAGAAAAAAGGACAAGGACUAUAUUUACCCUUGCAAUACAUUUAAGUAAUUUUGAAAUGUUGAAGCUAAGCCUAAGUAAAGAAGUUCAGCAUUUGUGUGAUAUUUCUGUCAUUAUCCCUACAAAGUUGUCUAUUGUGCUGAGCAUGUACUGGGUACAUACAUAUUAUCAGGAGUUAAUAAAGACAAAAUUUUGUCUUUAUUAACUCCUGAUAUUAUGCUGUAAGUUUAUUGGUCGGCUAAGUGUUAAAAUUUUCUUUAAGUUGUUCCAGUGUAUGUUUGGAUAGGUGAGUUUCAUUGUAAUCUCUCACGAUAUUAUUGAUGUUUAUAUGUUUGUGUGUUCUGUAUAUCUGUCUCAAAAGUACGAGUAUUGGUUAUCCAAUGUAUACCAUUAAUUUCAGUCAGUGUAAGGUAAGUGUAUACAUACAUAGAGGAACCAUGUACUGUCAGUGAUUCUGUAUCAUGCUUCUGAAAUUUAAUCCUAUUUGUUUCUCACAUAGCAUACACUAUUCUGUCCUAGGUGUGAGGUCAGUUACAGUUUUAGUCAAGUGUUCAUCUCGUGUAACUGUUAAUUACUCAUUGAAGGUUGCAUUAAGUUUGCGUGGAAAAUUUUGUAAGGAAGUGUGCCCAAAAGAGGGGGCUAGUAAGUUUGAACCUAAAAUUGCAUUGAUUUUAUUAUUUAGCACUGAAUUCGUGUAUUUGUUUGUCGUAUGUACAUCUAUGUAAAAUCAGUACUUUUUGCAAAGAAUUUUGAAAUGUGUUCGAGUGAAAAAAAGUUUUUAAACACAUGUAGUAGGCGAAUGUUUGUCACUAUUGUCAAGUAUACCAUGUCCUAAAACAAAACUACUUUGAUACUUAGUUUUGAUUCUGUAAUUAGCACAAAUUGUAGUCUAAAAUAAAAUCGUCAUAAACCCCAUUA